Molecule: messenger RNA, 2170 nt
Organism: Scophthalmus maximus (turbot)
Lineage: Eukaryota; Metazoa; Chordata; Actinopteri; Pleuronectiformes; Scophthalmidae
Product: odorant receptor 131-2-like
Exons: 1
Coding region: 147-1100 (317 amino acids)
Biological process (GO): G protein-coupled receptor signaling pathway
Cellular component (GO): membrane
Molecular function (GO): G protein-coupled receptor activity
Source: RefSeq, a predicted model, not a curated record
UGUGUGUGUGUGUGUGUGUGUGUGGAUGAUUUGUGCUUUUGGAUUCAACUGUUCUUUCACUGUUUUCAGAAAACGUGAGGUCAAAGGUUUAUUGUGCUUCUCGUUGCAGCUCCGUCGACAGGUUGAUAUUUAAAUGCUUCUCUGAGAUGUUGCAGGCUGGUCAGUCUCAGGGCAACGUGACGGUUGGACUGGUGUUUCUGGAGAGAGUGUUGUUUUCCACUCUGACUACGGCACCGUACUGCAUCUUCUUCUUCAUUAACGUCACCUUGUUGUUCACCCUGAGGAGCAAAGCCUUGUUCCGUGACUCCUCCCGUUACGUCCUGUUGUUCAACCUGGUGAUGGCAGACACGCUGCAGAUGACACUGAGCCAAUUACUGUACCUGCUCGCUGUCUGCCGAGUGGUGCUGACGUACCCCGUCUGUGGUCUGCUGGUCAUGGUCGCCAACCUCACCAAUGAAAUCUCUCCCCUCACGCUGGUGGUGAUGUCACUGGAGAGAUACGUGGCCGUGUGCUACCCACUGAGACACGCCGCCAUCGUCACCAUCAGGAACACCGCCGUGGCCGUGGCCGUUGUCUGGUUCUCCAGUUUACUAAACGUCCUCACUCGGGUUCUGCUGCUGUUAGACUUUCCCUUCGAGAAGCUGGACACGCUGCAGAUGAGCAACUUUUGCGGCUUAUUUGUUAUGUUCCUCGGGUCGAUGUCCGAUGAUUAUGACAAAGCCUACACCUGUUUUCUGUUUGUCUCUGCGACCGUGACGAUCGCCUCCACCUACGUGGGCGUGAUGUUCGCCGCCAGGUCGGCGUCUGCGGACAAAGCUUCGGCUCAUAAGGCUCGUAACACGCUGCUGCUGCACCUGGUGCAGCUGGGCCUCAGUCUGCUGUCCACCAUGCACAACGCCAUGCUUGUCGCCGUGUCAAAAAUUGUCACGAUGAACCUGCUCCUGCUAUUCCUGAAUGUUUUUUAUGUGUUCAUCAUGUUGCUGCCGCGGUGUCUGAGCUGCCUCAUCUACGGGCUCAGAGACAAGAGCAUCAGGCCCGUGCUCCUGUUCCACCUGUGCUGUCGUCUGAAGGUGUCGACCAAGACUCAGGUCUCGCCCUGAGACACAGGCCACGAGUUCACCUCUGUGUGUUCGUCACGUGUUUAUUAAAGAGCAAGAAACAAAGAGGGAACUUGUGUUUGUGAAAGAUGACAUGUUUAUAAUUAAGUCUGAGGCCACAGAACUGUGUCAGGACAUUCUCCGCAGUUUGUCUUCCACAUGUCUGAGUCAGAAAAUCCCUGGAUCAUUCUGAUCAGCACAUGAUGAAAACACCAGUUGCUCGCUGUGAAUCCUCAGGAGAUUCUCCUGCUGCUGUUUCCUCACAUGGACUCACUCAGAUAUUCUCCAGAGGUUAAACCAGGAGGCUGAAGGAGAAAGUGCAGAGAAUGUCCGGACACAGUUCUGUGGACAAAGUCCCGCUGUAGUUUAGUCAGUGUGUCUCUGAUCAAUAGAAUUUCACGGUGACAAGGACCACGACAAUAUGUCAUUGAAAGGUUUUUAGGGAAGUCGGUGUGCUGGAUGUUGACGGUGAAUGAUUCAGGUGUGAUUCCACCCGAACAGAUGGAGGGGAGAGGACUGGGGGGGGGGGGGUGAUGCUCCAGAAACCAAACUUCACUAAUUAAACUUCAUUAGUCAAACAUGUGAAAGGUAAAGGAACAAAAUGAUAUGUGGGAUACAGUGAUGUUUAGGAUAUAUUAAUAGAGACCUCCGUCUUAUUUUUCAUUGUUUAUUAUAAUUAUAAUUUUGUUAAUUUAUGUGUACCUGACAUAUUCAUGUGCACUAGCAACUGUAAUGUUGUAGUAAACUGAUGAUGAUUUGAAUGGCAACUCAGACAAUUUGGGCAGCUUAGGGGUCCUCUGGGUGAGACGGGGAAGGAACACACGUCACUCAUUAGACAGACAAGCUGCAGUGUGCAGACAUGUUGUGCUGAUGUGUGUGUGUCUCUGCAUUUCCAGAACCGGAACCAGAACGCCUGGAAGUCUCUUUUGUGUCCACGCGUGCAACAGAUAUGAUAUGAUUUCCAUUCAUAACAUCUUGUAAUUCUUCCUAAAACAAGGGAAAUAUUUAUCCAGAUAAAAGUCUUUUGUGUGUUUUGUCAUCUUCCUUAAACAGUUUUGUCCUGAUCCAGACAC